Molecule: messenger RNA, 1190 nt
Organism: Mesocricetus auratus (golden hamster)
Lineage: Eukaryota; Metazoa; Chordata; Mammalia; Rodentia; Cricetidae
Gene: Fgf21
Product: fibroblast growth factor 21
Exons: 3
Coding region: 450-1079 (209 amino acids)
Biological process (GO): fibroblast growth factor receptor signaling pathway; animal organ morphogenesis; positive regulation of gene expression
Cellular component (GO): cytoplasm; extracellular region
Molecular function (GO): fibroblast growth factor receptor binding; growth factor activity
Source: RefSeq, a predicted model, not a curated record
CUCAGACCCCAGCCUCCUCCCUCAGACCCCAGCCUCCUCCCUCAGACCCAGGAGUGCAGACCCCAGCCUCCUCCUGAUCCAUGCCAGCCCUUUCCUUCGGACCCCUAUUGGAAAGACCCCCCCACCCCCGUUGCAUCAUCCGUCCAGGCUGCCCUGGCCACGGUGGAAUUCAGGUUUCUGCCAAGUGUGUCAAAUAUCACGCGUCAGGAGUGGGGAGGGCACGUGGGCGGGCCUGUCUGGGUAUAAAUUCUGGGACUGCUGGGAUCACCAGACAGCCUGAGUGUCUUGUCAGCCAGGCGUUCGGUGGGAGACACAGGCAUUCAUGUUGCCUGGGCCACAGGCUGCAGCUGGAUCCAUCCGCUCUGCUGGGACACCCAAGUCAGAGGCCAGCUCCGACCACCGCCCCUCAGACUCGCUCGCCGGGGCCCUCCUAGAGAAGCGCGUUAUUGAUGGACUGGAUGACAUCUAGAGUCGGGGUCCCGGGACUGUGGGUCCCUCUGCUGGCUGUCUUCCUGCUGGGGGUCUCCCAGGCACGCCCCAUCCCUGACUCCAGCCCCCUCCUCCAGUUUGGGGGUCAAGUCCGGCACCGGCACCUCUACACAGACGACGACCAGGACACGGAAGCCCACCUGGAGAUCAGGGAGGACGGCACGGUGGAAGGCACCGCACACCGCAGCCCGGAAAGUCUCCUGGAGCUCAAAGCCUUGAAGCCGGGGGUCAUCCAAAUCCUGGGUGUCAAGGCUGCUAGGUUUCUUUGCCAGCAACCAGACGGAAGCCUGUACGGAUCGCCUCACUUCGAUCCCGAGGCCUGCAGUUUCCGGGAGCUCCUGCUUGAGGAUGGAUACAAUGUGUACCAGUCGGAAGCCCACGGCCUGCCCCUGCGCCUGCCCCAGAGGGACGCUCCGAGCCAGCCCCCAGCAUCCUGGGGACCGGUGCGCUUCCUGCCAGUGCCCGGACUGUUCCAGCCGCCCCACGACCUCCCAGGGCGCCCGGCCCCAGAGCCUCCGGACGUGGGCUCCUCCGACCCACUGAGCAUGGUGGGGCCUUUGCAGGACGGGAGCCCCAGCUAUGCCUCCUGAGCCUCCCUGACUCAGGGAACGUAUCUUUUGGGGUUUCUUCUUAUUUAUUGUGGGUAUUUAUCUAUUUAUUUUAAAUUUUUUCUUACUUGGGACAAUAAAGAGUCUGAAAGA